AAUCCUCUGAUCACCCCGUGAGCGUGUGUCCCUCUGUAAGCUGUCCUGUGUGCUCGCUCUCAUCGAGUGUGAACCGCAGAGGUUAGCCGGCCGGCGUGUUUCCCCCCCCCCUUAAAAAGUCCAACAAGAGGGGGUAAGAAGGAGGGACAUGGGCGAAAGAUUUGUGGUAGUCCCGGUUGACGGAGGGGUUAGGGUCGCCGUAGAGGGGGUGCAUUCGGACGCGGUUGUCUCUGACCCGGCACCGGACACCGGCAGCAGCACCACAGGCGGCGGCACAGUGGAUGAUAGAGAGGCGGGGGAGGAUUCCGUGUUCGAGCCGCAGGACCCCGACGCUGUGGUGCCUAUCCUGGAGUACAACAGGGAGCCCAACAAAUACGGUGACGGCGUCCCAAAGGAGAACAGCCCCUUCAUCAACAACACAGACAUCGACAAAGGCAACAGCUAUGAUGGCACCAACAUGGCCCUUUUUGAGGAGGAGAUGGACAGCAACCCCAUGGUGUCAUCUCUCCUCAACAAACUGGCAAACUACACCAAUCUCACCCAGGGGGCCCAGGAGCACGAGGAGGCUGAGGAGGACGAGGGGCCCAAGAAGAAAGCUGUUAAGAGCCCUCAGAUGGGGACCUUCAUGGGCGUCUACCUUCCCUGCCUCCAGAACAUUCUGGGCGUCAUCCUGUUUCUGCGACUUACAUGGAUUGUCGGCACCGCCGGCAUCUUGGAGUCCCUGGCAAUUGUCGCCUUGUGCUGCUCUUGUACAAUGCUGACAGCCAUAUCCAUGAGUGCAAUCGCUACUAAUGGUGUUGUGCCAGCUGGAGGCUCGUACUACAUGAUUUCCAGAUCUCUGGGUCCAGAGUUUGGUGGAGCUGUGGGUCUCUGUUUCUAUCUGGGCACAACCUUCGCUGGCUCCAUGUACAUCCUGGGUACUAUAGAGAUUCUACUGACAUACAUCGUGCCUAAAGCAGCCAUCUUUGUGGCAGAGAAAAAGGAGGAUGAGGUGGAUGCCCUGCUCAAUAACAUGCGUGUUUACGGCACAUGCUGCCUAGCACUGAUGUCCAUAGUUGUCUUUGUAGGGGUGAAAUAUGUCAACAAGCUGGCACUGGUCUUCCUGGCCUGUGUUAUUCUUUCCAUUCUUGCCAUCUAUGCUGGAGUCAUCAAGACUAUCUUUGAGCCACCAGACUUUCCUGUUUGUAUGUUAGGGAACCGCACUCUGCAGAACCACAACUUUGACAGUUGCCUUAAGAUGGAGGUUAUAGGUAACAUGACGGUCACCACCAAGCUGUGGAAGCUAUUCUGUGAUGGGUCCGAGUUCAAUGCCACCUGCAACGAAUUUUUCAUCAACAACAAUGUUACCAGCAUACAGGGCAUCCCAGGCCUGACCAGUGGAGUCAUUUCAGAAAACAUGUGGUCAGUGUAUGGCCCUCUGGGUAUGAUGGUGGAAAACAAGAAUUUGUCGUCUUUUGGAGGGAGUGACCCUGCCCAGGACAUCUACAUGCCUUACGUAGUCAACGAUAUCACCACAUUCUUCACUCUGCUGGUCGGCAUCUACUUCCCGUCUGUCACUGGUAUCAUGGCGGGUUCAAACAGGUCAGGUGACCUGCGUGAUGCCCAAAAGUCCAUCCCCAUUGGGACCAUAAUGGCUAUCGCUACCACCUCCUUCAUCUACGUCACCUGUGUUGUGCUCUUUGGUGCCUGCAUUGAGGGAGUUCUGCUUCGAGACAAAUUUGGUGACUCGGUGAAAGGGAACCUUGUUAUAGGCACACUAUCCUGGCCCUCCCCCUGGGUCAUUGUGAUUGGCUCAUUCUUCUCCUGCUGUGGGGCGGGGCUACAGAGUUUGACUGGUGCCCCUCGAUUGUUGCAGGCCAUCGCACGAGAUGGCAUUGUACCUUUCUUACAGGUGUUUGGUCAUGGUAAAGCUAAUGGAGAACCUACCUGGGCUCUGCUGCUGACUGCUGGGAUCUGUGAAAUCGGCAUCCUCAUUGCCUCCCUGGACGCUGUGGCUCCGAUUCUCUCCAUGUUUUUCCUUAUGUGCUACCUGUUUGUCAACCUGGCCUGUGCAGUUCAGACUCUGCUGCGAACGCCUAACUGGAGGCCGCGCUUCAAAUACUACCACUGGGCUCUGUCCUUCCUGGGAAUGAGCUUGUGUCUUGCGCUCAUGUUCAUCUCUUCCUGGUAUUAUGCUAUUGUGGCCAUGGUCAUCGCUGGCUGCAUCUACAAAUACAUUGAAUACAGAGGGGCGGAGAAGGAGUGGGGAGAUGGCAUCCGUGGCCUGUCCCUCAACGCUGCACGCUAUGCCCUCAUUCGCCUUGAGGAGGCUCCACCACACACUAAGAACUGGAGGCCUCAGUUGUUGGUGCUCCUGAAUGUCGACUCGGAUCAAGGAGUCAAACACCCUCGUCUGCUGUCCCUCACCACUCAGCUGAAGGCAGGGAAAGGCCUCACAAUUGUGGGAAACGUUUUAGAGGGAACCUAUCUCACCAAAGAUGCAGAGGCCAAGAGGGCUGAACAGAACAUCAAGUCUGCCAUGUCAACGGAGAAAACAAAAGGAUUCUGCCAUGUUGUGGUGUCUUCAAACCUCAGAGAUGGCUUCUCCCACCUCAUCCAGUCUGCGGGGCUGGGAGGCAUGAAGCACAACACAGUCCUAAUGGGCUGGCCUGGCACCUGGAGGCAGUCCAAUGACCCGCAGUCAUGGAAGAAUUUCAUAGAGACAGUGAGGGAGACCACAGCAGCCCAUCAUGCCUUGCUUGUGGCUAAGAAUGUGGACAGUUUUCCCACCAACCAGGACCGCCUGGGGGAGGGCACCAUUGACGUGUGGUGGGUGGUUCACGAUGGAGGCAUGCUGAUGCUGCUGCCCUUCCUGCUGCGACAGCACAAGGUGUGGAGGAAGUGUAAGAUGCGUAUCUUCACUGUUGCCCAGAUGGAUGACAACAGCAUACAAAUGAAGAAAGAUCUCCAGAUGUUCCUUUACCACCUACGACUGGAUGCAGAAGUGGAAGUGGUGGAGAUGCAUGAUAAUGACAUCUCAGCCUUCACCUACGAGAAGACACUAGUGAUGGAGCAGAGGUCUCAGAUGCUGAAACAGAUGCAGCUUUCCAGGACUGAAAGGGAGAGAGAGAUUCAGAGUAUCACUGACGAAUCACGUAGCUCAAUCCGGAGGAAGAACCAGGGCGCUGCCCAGGGCGCCAACCUCAGCCAGCAGUCCUCACUGAUGGAGGACACUCAGGAGGAUGAGGCCCAGCUCAUCCAUGACAGAAACACAGCAUCUCACGCCGCUAUAAAUGACAAAGCAGAAAGUGGGCCUGAGCAGGUCCACAUGACCUGGACAAAGGACAAGCUCUUCACAGAGCGAAAUCGUAACCGCGAGUGCAACGCUAAUGUGGCUGUGCGCGACCUGUUUAACAUGAAACCAGAGUGGGAGAGUCUGAACCAGUCAAAUGUUCGUCGGAUGCACACAGCUGUCAAGCUGAACGAGGUAGUGGUCAACAAGUCGCAGGGAGCCCACCUGGUUCUGCUCAACAUGCCCGGACCACCGAAGAACAGAGGAGGGGAUGAAAACUACAUGGAGUUCCUGGAGGUUCUCCUUGAGGGUCUGAACCGGGUCCUCCUGGUGCGAGGCGGUGGCCGUGAAGUCAUUACUAUCUACUCUUAAAAAAAAAAGGCCCCACCCUGCACAUAUGGGCUGUCAUCAUGGAUACCAGUCACCGGGCAUUUUCGGGGGCAGAAAAUUUGGUUAAUAAUGAAGGGGCGGGGGUUUGAGGAAGGCGGGACCGCUUGUGAUUGAAGGCCCUCAGGAUGAAGGAAAAAGUUAUGGUUGAAGCAGUUUACUGGCUGAGAGUACGAGCACAGUGUGUGUCCACGCUGGGCCACUGUACCCCUGCACAUGGAAGAUAGAGCAUAGAGACACUUUAUAUUGUUCAUUUAAGUCUGGAAAAUGUUGUCCUGUUCUGUUACAUUUUCAAAUUCUUUCCCUCUUGUGUUUAUGUUGUCAAGUUACUGGCACUCACUGUGUACAGAUAAGCAAAGAAGUGAAUGUGUGCUGUUGAUAUGAACCUCGUAGUCUUUCAUGUCGUGUGGUGUGCUCAACUCUUGGAGGUUUGCUGGACCUGAGAAAAACAUGGAAAGAGAGGAAGUUACAAAAUGGCUUUGCGUAGGAAGGUCAUUCAUAAUAACACAUCAGGAAUAUUCAAUAAUCCGAUACAGCUGAUCUGUAUGGUCUGCGUCACCAUAUGUACAUGAUGUUUUCAUUUCAAAUAUAUUUGAAGAAACUGCUCUCGGUCUCAGCCACAGAUGAGGCGCUGCUGAAACAUGCUGUUAGGUGGAACUUGGGAGCCUGUCAGUAGCUGAGAGCUCCAUCUUAGAGCAGCAUCUGUAGUCACAGUGCUCUGAGGGUUUUGGCCUGAGCGUUGGAUCACCUUCCUCCCUUCAGGCGGUGAUGUUGGGUACUUACACUCGCAGGUCAACAAUUUCCACCCUCACGGAACAUUAUUGUUUUAAUAGGGAAAAAUAGCCAUAGCUCAUGUUGUAGCUCCCUGUAAUCUUUAUAGUGGACAUAUGAAAUGCACAUGUAUAAAUAUUUAUUGUGUCUGAAGUAGUGCUCAGUUAAGACUAGAACUAGAUUUUUUUUUUAAUUCAAGGGCUGUCUGACAGCGUGCAAUAGGUUAAUCAGAUAUUAGACUGGCUAAUUGGUUCGCACAAUUUGCCUUCAGAAUUGUUGGCAUUUAUCAAAGUAGACUUUUUAAAACGUGAAAGCACAAAUUGACACAUGAAUUAGUGUAAUUCUUCCCAUACGGACAUAGUUACAGCACUAUUGACUUUGCACUACCGAUCUUUCAGCACUUAAUUCAUCACAUACUGGCUGACUGUGACACUUUGUUCUGGUCAAUCUACGACUACAUCCUUCUGACUUAAGUGGAGAGACACACUGAUACAUGAGCUCAUAAAACCCAUGUUCCAUAGUUUUUUUUAAUAAUAACUUACCAAACAAACUCUUUAGGCUUUGCGCCCCAGACUGAGUAGAUAACUUGUUCUGAGCAUGUUUAGGAGACAAAGUGCCAAAAAUGAAAGAAACUGUGGAAGUAUUAUUAUGGCCAUAUAGACGCUACUGCUUUGAUCUUUGGAAAUCCACAAUAUUGACUUUAUUUUGCAACAGAGACAGAAUUCCUCUGAACUUCUGCCUGUGAGUAAACAAGCAAAUGCAACUAAUAGUGCAUUUUCCAGGGAAUCUUACACCAGCCAACACCUCACCGACUUUUGUGUCGGAGGAAAGAAGACAGAAACUUCCCUUGUGUGUACCUCCACAGUUUCUUUUUGAAAUUAGAUGUGCAGUAUUUUGUAAAGCAGGAAGGCGCGUUUACCUGUAGUUCUUCGCAGGGGAACGACCAUUUCUGACUGUCAGUCAUGCAACAUCCGUGUUUUGUUGUGUCGUCCAGUUGUUGAUGUAUGCCUGUGUUACUAGUUAUAGUGUUUGUUGCAUUAUCAUCGACCUUCUGUUACUUUAAGUGUUAAUUUUUCUUUGUGUGAUUUUUAUGGAAGGAGGAAGAGCGAGGCGGUAUAUGUGUAAGGACAGCAGCACUUGUUUUGUGCGUUGUUUGGACCCACCAGAAAACACAACAUGUACAACACACUGAAAACCCCUCAGGAUUACCUCUCAAGAGGGUGAAGAAACUGAACGAAGCAACCGGGGGAACAAAUGAAUUGUCUAAAUAUCUCUGUCACUACAUGAAGUUCAUAUUUCAGUUUCCUUAUUCAGUUUUAUAUUUUAGCCACCAAAGAUGAAACAGUUCUGUUUGUGUAAACCUACAAAAUUUCUAGUUUUAAGAAGUUUGAAACAUUGAACAUUGUAAAGAUAAAUUAUUGAAAAAGUUUCUUUGUUUAUAAUUUGGUUACUGAGCUGAAUAGCGGUAGCUGUGCAGAAAGAAAACAUAACAUACAUGAAACCUUAACGAGAAGAUGCUAAAUAUAAAGAAAAGGAGGAAAAUAGGAUUGUCAGCAAUGUGUGGGUUUCACAGCUCUAAUAUUUGAGGUGGCUAGAGAAUGAUAUCUACCUCACUGAGGCUUGGCUGAAGGAAAAAAAUAUAAUCACAUCUCUUUCAACAACUGAUGUUCCGUAUGGAUUUAUGAAAGGAAAGAAGCCUCUGCUAAGUGAGAGGACCAGCAGAAUUGUGUGUGUGAGUGUGUGUGUGUUCCUUAUGCAUACUGUUGUGAGAUGAAGUCGUUUGUGUUUCUGCUGUUGUCUGGCUCAGCCGGCAGGCCUCACGGGCUGGAAAAGGAAGUCACUUGUGGGCACACAUAUAGAGGAGGGUAGCCCUGUAAAUUGUAUUUGUGCCUCUCUGAGUAAUUAUUAAAAGUGCUGAAAUAAACAAC
Messenger RNA from Acanthopagrus latus (yellowfin seabream), 6357 nucleotides. RefSeq names its product solute carrier family 12 member 7b (gene slc12a7b). Gene Ontology annotation, biological process: chloride ion homeostasis; potassium ion import across plasma membrane; chloride transmembrane transport. The transcript is spliced from 26 exons. Gene Ontology annotation, molecular function: potassium:chloride symporter activity. The record is from RefSeq and is a predicted model, not a curated record. NCBI's taxonomy places the organism in Eukaryota, Metazoa, Chordata, Actinopteri, Spariformes, Sparidae. Gene Ontology annotation, cellular component: membrane. The coding region runs from base 149 to 3643 and encodes 1164 amino acids.